AGUGUGGAAGAGAAGAGCGCAGAGCAACGUGCAGUACGAUGCGGGGGUUUCUCAACUCCGCGGCACUCGUCUCUUCUGAAGGAUAGGCUUUACCUAUCCCUUUGUAAAUUAUAUUUUUGUAGGAUUUUUAUAAUUUUUUCUUCCAACACUGUCUCCGGACCAAUAUUUUGCGUUCUGAUCGGAAUGGAUGACUGCAGUUGAUUUCUCUGUCUCAACUAAAUGCCCGUGGCGUAGCGAAAUAGAGGCACUUUGAGUGAAGGACGCGUUGGUUUACUUACAAUCAUUCAACAGAUAAAAACCAUCCGCGGAUCAAAGUUGAUCUGGAUAUCUGCUUGCCUGGAUAGAACGCAACCAUGGCGGAUGCUGCAGCCGAAUACGGCGUGAAAGUAAUGUGCCGAUUCAGGCCACUAAAUGAAUCCGAAAUAACAAGAGGAGACAAAUACAUCCCCAAAUUCAAAGAAGACGACACCGUGAUUAUAACUGGAAAACCGUAUGUCUUUGACCGCGUCCUGCCUCCCAAUACAGCCCAGGAGCAGGUCUACGAUGCCUGUGCAAAACAGAUUGUUAAAGACGUCCUUGGAGGAUACAAUGGAACCAUCUUUGCCUAUGGACAGACCUCCUCGGGGAAGACCCACACCAUGGAGGGCAAGCUCCACGACCCCCAGCUGAUGGGCAUCAUCCCACGCAUCUCUCACGACAUCUUCGAUCACAUCUACUCCAUGGACGAGAACCUCGAGUUCCACAUCAAGGUCUCGUAUUUUGAGAUCUACCUGGACAAGAUCCGAGACUUACUAGAUGUGUCGAAGACCAACCUGGCUGUGCAUGAGGACAAGAACAGAGUUCCCUAUGUCAAGGGUUGUACAGAGCGCUUUGUGUCCAGUCCAGAGGAAGUCAUGGAUGUCAUCGAUGAGGGAAAGGCCAACCGGCACGUGGCUGUGACAAACAUGAAUGAGCACAGUUCCAGAAGCCACAGCAUCUUCCUGAUCAACAUCAAACAAGAGAAUGUGGAAACAGAGAAGAAACUGUCAGGGAAGUUAUACCUGGUGGAUCUGGCUGGGAGUGAGAAGGUCAGUAAGACAGGUGCUGAAGGAGCCGUGUUGGACGAAGCUAAAAAUAUCAAUAAGUCCCUCUCUGCUCUGGGGAAUGUCAUCUCUGCUCUGGCUGAGGGGACAAAAACCCACGUCCCGUACAGGGACAGCAAGAUGACCCGUAUCCUGCAGGACUCUCUAGGGGGGAACUGUAGGACCACCAUCAUCAUCUGUGCAUCUCCCUCCAUCUACAACGAGUGUGAGACCAAGUCUACCCUCAUGUUCGGACAGAGAGCCAAGACCAUCAAGAACACCGUGUCUGUGAACCUGGAGCUGACUGCUGAGGAGUGGAAGAACAAGUACAACAAGGAGAAAGACAAGAACAAGAGUCUGAAGAACGUUAUCCACAGGCUGGAGAUGGAACUCAACCGCUGGAGGAACGGUGAGAACGUCCCUGAGGAGGAGCAGCUGAGUGCUAAGGAGCAGAAGCACCUGGAGCCGUGUGACAACACUCCCAUCAUAGAUAACAUGGCUCCAGCUAACGGACUGGUUCUGGUCUCCACCGAGGAGAAGAGCAAGUAUGAGGAGGACAUCAGCAAUCUGUACAAACAACUGGACGACAAGGAUGAUGAGAUCAACCAGCAGAGCCAGCUGGCUGAGAAACUCAAGGAACAGAUGUUAGACCAGGAUGAGCUGCUGGCGUCGACGAGAAGGGACUAUGAGAAGAUCCAUGAGGAUCUGUCUCGUCUGCAGACGGAGAACGAGGCUGCCAAGGAGGAGGUGAAGGAGGUGCUGCAGGCGUUGGAGGAGCUGGCUGUGAACUACGACCAGAAGAGCCAGGAGGUGGAGGACAGGAGCCAGGCCAACCUACAGCUGCAGGAGGAGCUGCAGCAGAGGACUACGGUCCUGUUGUCAGUUCAGAUGGAGCUGACCACGCUCCAGGAGCUCAGUGGACACCAGAAGAAGAGAGCCGCAGAGAUCCUCCACCUGCUGCUCCGAGACCUCAGUGAGAUAGGAGCCACCAUGGGCACCAGCGACAUCAAGGUGAUGGCUGAGGGGAACGGUAACGGUGGAGUGAUUGAGGAAGAGUUCACCAUGACCCGUCUCUACAUCAGUAAGAUGAGGUCAGAGGUCAAGUCUCUGGUGAACCGCUCCAAGCAGCUGGAAAGCUCCCAGGGUGACACCUCACGCAAGAUGGCCGCCAACGAGAAGGAGCUGGCUUCCUGUCAGCUGCUCAUCUCCCAGCACCAGGCCAAGAUCAAGUCCCUGACAGACUACAUGCAGAACAUGGAACAGAAGAAGAGACGGCUGGAGGAGAGUCAGGACGCUCUGACUGAGGAGCUGGCCAAGAUGCACGCUCAGGAGAAAAUGCACGAGGUGUCAGUGGUGGACACGGAGAAGGAGCACGUCAGUAGUCUGGAGGGUGAAGAGGAGGUUAAGAAGACUCUAGAACAGCAGAUGGAGGCUCACAGAGAGGCCCACCAGAAGCAGCUGGCCCGACUCAGGGACGAGAUCGAUGUCAAACAGAGGACGCUGGAUGAACUCACAGAUCUGAACCAGGGCCUGAUGCUGGAGCAGAGGAGGCUGAUGUCUGACCAUGAGAAGCUGAAGGUGGAGGAACAGGAGAAGGACAUGAAGCUCCAGAAGCUGGUCAUCUUCAACGAGCAGAGAGAGCAGGCCAGACAGGACCUCAAGGGACUGGAGGAGACUGUGGCCAAAGAGCUGCAGACUCUUCAUAACCUACGCAGGCUCUUUGUUCAAGACCUCACAACACGCGUCAAGAAGAGUGCAGAGCUGGACUGUGAGGAUGGAGUGGGCAGUGCCGCCCAGAAACAGAAGAUCUCCUUCCUGGAGAAUAACCUGGAGCAACUCACUAAAGUCCACAAGCAGUUGGUGCGUGACAACGCGGACCUGCGCUGCGAGCUUCCCAAGCUGGAGAAGCGUCUGCGGGCCACGGCCGAGCGGGUCAAGGCCCUGGAGAAUGCCCUGAAGGAUGCCAAGGAGAACGCUAUGAGGGACAGGAAACGCUACCAGCUAGAGGUGGACCGCAUCAAGGAGGUCGUCAGGGCCAAGAACAUGGCCAGGAGAGGAAACUCCGCUCAGAUCGCUAAGCCCAUCCGGCCAGGCCAACACCCCCUAUCUUCCCCUACAGUAAUCAGAGGAGGAGGCCUCUACAGCCACAGCUACAACCUCAGCACCAAGUAACCAUGCAGAAUCUAGACCCUGAGUCACGAGUGCAUGUGUGGUAGGUACAGACUGUCCCAUUCCCAGUACCCCUCUGCCCUCAUCCUAUUGUCCUUCCUCUGGGUCUAGGAGUAAGACCCCUCUGCCCUCAUCCUCCUGUGCUUCCUCUGGGUCUAGGAGUAAGACCCCUCUGCCCUCAUCCUCCUGUCCUUCCUCUGGGUCUAGGAGUAAGACCCCUCUGCCCUCAUCCUCCUGUGCUUCCUCUGGGUCUAGGAGUAAGACCCCUCUGCCCUCAUCCUCUCCUGUCCUUCCUCUGGGUCUAGGAGUAAGACCCCUCUGUCCUCAUCCUCCUGUCCUUCCUCUGGGUCUAGGAGUAAGACCCCUCUGCCCUCAUCCUCCUGUCCUUCCUCUGGGUCUAGGAGUAAGACCCCUCUGCCCCCAUCCUCCUGUCCUUCCUCUGGGUCUAGGAGUAAGACCCCUCUGCCCCCUUCCACUCUACUCUGUGUCUACUCUACAUACCGUAUGUCUCUCUCUUUUCCGUUGUUCAUGUACAUAUAUAUUUAAUUGUAGUGUUGUCUUGGAGGGGAAGCUGUGUGCUGAUAGAUGGUUACAUGUAUAUAACAGAGAGUGAUAUGCCAUCACUAAGAACCACGUUGUAUAGCAUAUGACAGUCACAGUCGUGUAAACAUGAUCUUUACUUGUUGUUGAAGAAUCCUUUGCUUUUCCGACCGCAUUAGGAAUGUAUGACAGUUCACCUGAAGAAGUUCAAAGUUCAGACUGGAAUGAUCGCCCACCUGCACUGUGUUCUGCACCACAUUCCUUUACUUCAGUUAGGAUCAGCACGUUGUUUAUGCUCUGUUGUAUUGAUAAGCAUAUUGAUCAUGGUUUACCUAUGCUUUUAGGGACACUUUAUUCUUAAAAUAAGCUAAGUUAGAAUGUAAAUGUUUUAAUUCACUUACAAAACAAGCUGUGCUCUAUUUAAGCAAUAAGGCCCGAGGGGGUGUGGUAUAGGGCCAAUAUACCACGGCUAAGGGCUGUUCUAAGGCACGACGCAACGUGGAGUGCCUGGACACAGCCCUUAGCCGUGGUAUAUUGGCAGUAUAUCACAAACCCCCAAGGUGCCUUAUUGCUAUUAUAAACUGGUUACCAAUGUAAUUAGAGCAGUAAAAAUAAAUGUUUUGUCAUACCCAUGGUAUACGGUCUGAUAUACCACGACUGUCAGCCAAUCAGCAUUCAGGGCUCGAACCAUCCAGUUUUUAAUUUCAAUUAUGCAACUGAUUGUAAUGACCACUGCGUUGAGACCCAAAAAAAUUCCCAAUGUUACCAAGAGCCUCAAAUUGUGAGGUAGAUUUCAAUAUCCACCAUUAGAGGGCAGUGUUUGACAGCUUAGUGCACUGCACUGUAUCCAUACUAGGCUAAUGCAGUGAUGCUGAUCAGCCAAUCAGAGAUGUUCAUGCAGUGAUCCUGGGGAACAGUGCAAUACACUCUAUAUCCAAAACACUAACAGAAAGAGAAAUUGGUAUAAAAAAAAAGUUAUGUAAACUUUCUACUUACAAUGUGGCUCCAAUUGUUUUCGUUAUUUAUCACCGAACUUGCCUCUCACCACUUGCCAAACUGUCAUUGUAAAUAAACAUGUCUAGGUAACUGACUCGCCUAAUAUAAACUCAUUUUAAGUAAAAGUCAUGUAAAUAAAUGUCACCAGGAAGUGAAUUAUGUUUAAUCUGAAUGGAGAUCCAUUCCCCAAGUAUGUGUUGAUCAUUUCUGUCAUGCUUUUAAUUCGAUGAUCUCAGAGCAUGAUUUGGAUAUAUGUACACAAGGUUCUAGACGUGUGUUCCAUUUGUAAACGGUUACAUUGUUGCCGUUCUCACCGCCAGGCCUAUAGCUCUGCUCCCCGUAGUACGGCUGUGGGGGGUUGUAAGACGUUCCCUCAAUGAAGGAACAGCACCACAAGGAAAAUUAGCUUUGAGAUGUUGCUUUGAACUCUGCCUGUGAUCUUAUGGAGGCUCCAAAUAAAAACAGGAAUAUGAUUGAUCCAUGGAAAUUCUAACUGCAUGGUGUAUAAUUCAUUUGAAAUGUUUAAAUCGAAGCGAAUAAAUAAAGAUAUUUAACAUAAA
Messenger RNA from Oncorhynchus mykiss (rainbow trout), 5326 nucleotides. Lineage: Eukaryota; Metazoa; Chordata; Actinopteri; Salmoniformes; Salmonidae. The record is from RefSeq and is a predicted model, not a curated record.